AUGAGUUCUUGGAAAAGGCUUCCUAAUUUUAUUUUCUUAAUCUGUCUGAUGAACCUUGUUGAUAUUGUCAAAUCCCAGUUUCCAACUCCAAUUUUUAUUCAUUUUGAUUGUAUAAACAACGGUAGUUACGCAAGAAAUAGCACGUACGGAAGAAACCUUGAUACUCUCCUCUCCUCCGUUUCGCCUAAUAUCGACGCCAAUGGAUUCUACAACGCCUCUAUGGGAGAAAAUUCUGAUAGAGUCAACAUCAUUGCGCUUUGUAGAGCUGAUCUUCAGCCUUCUCAAUGUAGUAAUUAUGUCGAUGAUGCUACAGCUAGGAUCUUGGAGGAGUGUCCUGGACAAAGGCAGGCAAUUUUAUGGCACGAAUUUUGUAUGGUGCGAUACUCCAACGAGGCUAUCUUUGGAACUCUUGCGAAUUCCCCAAACAGGUCGGCUCAUAGUGGGGAAAAUGUAACAAACACGGACGUUUUUAACCAGGAGUUGAACGUACUAUUGGACAGUCUUCGUGACCAUGCCGCUUUUAAUAGCUCUCCAAAGAAGUUUGCUGGUGCCACUCGGGAUGUCCCGAAUUAUCGGACAAUUUAUGCAUUCGAGCAGUGCACACCUGAUAUAACCUCAGUGGAAUGUGGUGAUUGCUUAACAAAAUCUGCCCAACAGAUACGAGAAUGCUGUGAGGGUGCAAGAGGAGUUAGAAUCCUUAGGCCUAGUUGCUAUCUUCGUUUCGAAACUGAUCCAUUCUACAACGCUACGAUGGUUGAAGCGGUAUUCCAGCCACCAACGCCACCAAUGCCACCGCCACCGCAGCCGUCGG
Molecule: messenger RNA, 811 nt
Organism: Olea europaea var. sylvestris
Lineage: Eukaryota; Viridiplantae; Streptophyta; Magnoliopsida; Lamiales; Oleaceae
Product: cysteine-rich receptor-like protein kinase 25
Exons: 1
Source: RefSeq, a predicted model, not a curated record